AUGGCGCAAGUCGACCUGAAAGAGCAACUAACCCAGCUCGAAGCAGCUCGCAACCUCGUCCUCUCCGACGCCGCACUCUACCCCCAAGUCCUACAGGGUAUCCUACCCAUCAUCGGCGCAAAUGCGCGAUUAGACCUUCGACGAUGGGGCGCCGAUUUUCUUGCGGAGACUUUCGCAAAUACGACGCUGCCUUCAGACCGCAAGGAACAGCUCGCUGGUACAGUUCUUCCUACGCUGAAUGAAUACUUGGGCAAUGAAGCGCAGGAUGUGGCAGUCAUCAAAAGCACGGUGCAGACGGCGUCGAGUCUGUAUCCGCUCGUGUUCAGGCAUAUAAUUCACCAUCCAAACGACGCGGCCAUGUGGGAUCAAAUCACAGCAAUAAAGCAUAAUAUUCUCCAGAGAAUGGACACUGCACCACAUCCCGUCAGGGUAUGCUGCAUCAAGUUUGUGCAGAAGGUUGUCCAUACUCAGACCCCGGGGCCGAUUGCUGAUCCACGACGACCUGAGAGAAAUGAAACUUCCAUAGCCAUUGUGCCUAGGACGCAUUCAUUGCUAUCCAUACCGAAUCUCGAAGCGGAAGCGUCUGGUUUGCUGGACCGGCUGCUUACUGUCCUUCAAGAAAAUGCCGAUGAUGCCAUUCUUGUCAAUGCGACCAUCAACUGCCUCGGAAUUCUGAUUCGCACUCGACCUACCAUCGCUAAUAAGAUACUGGAAACAUUAUUGAACUUCAACCCUAUCAAAGUAGGUAACGGGCCUUUGACGCCUAGUAUGCGUGUCAAGAUCAAGUCAAUGGAGCGGACAACGCGCGCUGUGCUGAUCAAUCUACUGAAAAGAAACCCUAAUCAUCCCCUGGCCGGAAAGAUGCACCAACACAUAGAACGACUAGCCCAGAACUGCAUAGAAGCAUUCGAUGCAUCUUCCCGGAAACGCGCACUACCAUUUGAACCCACAGACGGUCUUGACAACGCAAAAAGAGCCAGAUUGGUUGCCGAAAGCCCUCCGUUACUCAAAAUAUCUCCUCUUCCCGAAGGACCUAUUAGUUACUCUCAACUGUAUACCCUCACAGAAGACAUUGGACUGUCCUCAUUUGACGUCAAGCAAUUACCUCCCGAUCUGAUUGUCAAAAUUGCCGUAGCUGUGCUCGGACGCGUUGAUCCUAAUGCUCUCGCCCAAGCGACUGAGGGUAUUCGAGGUCGAUAUCAAACUCUAGUAGCGCGACAAGCACAACAAGCCAAGGCAUCCGCGGAAGAGGAAGACGACGAAUAUGAGCCCGAAUAUCAACCUAUCGACAUCCCCUCGACCGAAGCUCAAGAUACUGCAGCCCCUAUAUUCGACUUGGAGCCUGAGCUAGGACCAUUCCAACUCAGCAGGCCUCCACCUUUGACCGAAUACGAAGCAAACGAAAUAGGCCGCGCAGCCGCCGAUCGCGUCUUCGAGAUGAUGAUAGCUACUCCCUUCAAAGCAGCAGCUACCACCAAACCUGCAACUGCUGGCGGCGCAGCUACAACUUCAUCUUCAUCCUCUGAAAGAAAAGGCUUCGCGCGUCUCGCCGGAGGCUCCCUCGACACAAAAGAAGCAUGGAUAACAAUGCUAGUCCGCAUGGCCACGCGGGCACCCUCAAAACUCGAAGCCGCUGCCGGCAGCGAAAUCACGACCUCUGACGGCCGUCCCACAAUAUCAAACUACAUCCGCGAACUACUCUACCGACACAUCCUUGAGGACUUUCGGUCACGAAUCAACAUCGGCAUCAUGUGGCUGAACGAAGAAUGGUACAAUGACCGCAUGCAAAUGAGCGCCGCCGCAUCACAGCGUUACGGGGAAAAGAAGACUGAUGAAGACGUCUCCGUGCCGCUGCACUACGAUUCAUGGGUUUUGAGGUUGUUGGGUGGCAUAUUACCCUAUCUGGAUGCAAGGGAUAUCAAGAUUUUGAUUAGAUUUUUGAGUGAGAUUCCGGAGGUUACGUUAUCCAUCAUUGGGCGCGUGCAAACUCUGGCCAGGGAUCCGGAGCGCAUUAAUUUAUGUGUUCAAGCUUUGCAUUAUCUGAUAAUGUUCCGCCCGCCGUCGAGGGAGAUAUGUCUCAAUGCCUUGGAGGAGAUAUACAGCACCUACGAAGAAGCACGCCCAGCAGCCAGCAAAGUCCUCUCCCGAUGGCGGCCGGAAGUAAUUGCGUCCCAACAACCCCGAGAGUUGCAUAGUGCUACUAAUGGUGCGCAACAGCUUACCACCAAUGCAUGA
This is a messenger RNA of Talaromyces amestolkiae, 2235 nucleotides long. RefSeq lists its product as uncharacterized. Gene Ontology annotation, cellular component: mRNA cleavage and polyadenylation specificity factor complex. Lineage: Eukaryota; Fungi; Ascomycota; Eurotiomycetes; Eurotiales; Trichocomaceae. The record is from RefSeq and is a predicted model, not a curated record. Bases 1 to 2235 code for a protein of 744 amino acids. The transcript is spliced from 8 exons.